Pangasianodon hypophthalmus (striped catfish) is the source of this 1745-nucleotide messenger RNA. It is a transcript of the gene ube2a, whose product is annotated as ubiquitin-conjugating enzyme E2A (RAD6 homolog). Gene Ontology annotation, biological process: protein polyubiquitination; proteasome-mediated ubiquitin-dependent protein catabolic process; DNA repair. The record is from RefSeq and is a predicted model, not a curated record. Gene Ontology annotation, cellular component: HULC complex. Bases 162 to 620 code for a protein of 152 amino acids. The transcript is spliced from 6 exons. Lineage: Eukaryota; Metazoa; Chordata; Actinopteri; Siluriformes; Pangasiidae. Gene Ontology annotation, molecular function: ubiquitin conjugating enzyme activity.
GCAGGGACUCCAGGGAGGCGACGCGAGCUAGCGGGGAGCUAAGCUGAAUGUUAACGCCAGUCGGAGCCGCCUGAACGCCACCAAACUCAGUAUUUUAUCCGGAUUCAAAACAACAGACGGCGAUACCUUAUGAUUAGGUUUUCGUUUUCGAAUUAAACAAGAUGUCUACCCCAGCACGACGGCGUUUAAUGAGGGAUUUUAAACGACUGCAGGAGGAUCCUCCAGCAGGAGUUAGCGGAGCUCCAUCAGAAAAUAACAUCAUGGUCUGGAACGCUGUCAUUUUUGGCCCAGAGGGGACACCUUUUGAAGAUGGAACUUUUAAACUUACAAUAGAAUUCACAGAAGAAUAUCCAAACAAACCACCCACAGUCCGAUUUGUAUCUAAAAUGUUUCACCCCAAUGUUUAUGCAGAUGGUAGUAUAUGUUUGGACAUUCUUCAGAACCGCUGGAGUCCAACAUAUGACGUUUCUUCAAUUUUAACAUCUAUACAGUCUCUACUGGACGAGCCAAACCCAAACAGUCCUGCCAACAGCCAGGCAGCUCAGCUGUACCAGGAGAACAAACGAGAGUAUGAGAAGCGUGUAUCUGCCAUUGUGGAACAGAGUUGGCGGGAUUGUUGACCACAAACAGUACACGGUGUAUGGACAAUACUCUGCCUCAGCUAUUGAGAGGAAAACCAUCACGUAAAGAAUAAAAUAUAUACACGUUGUUUUGAAUACUCUUCUUACUCUGUAGAGUUGUCUGUUCUGUAGCUGUUGCAAGGUUAGAGUGCUGUUGUGUCAUGGCCUCCCUCUUCAUGCUGAAUCCUGCUCGUGGACAAGGAUGUUUCUUAAUUUAACCGACUGUACCUUGCCAUCUCAAGGUUACAAGCUUUUCUUUGAUUUGUGUGUGAAAGCUUUGAUAUCUGUGCAGGAGUUUGUCAUGACCAUAUGCUGUCUAGUUUUGGUCUGAUCCUGUACUGUGAGCUGAUUGCAUUAGAUUACUAACUGGAUGUAAAUGGAUGCUCAGGUUGUGGGUUCCAGUCAAUCAAGCUUUAUUGAACCUUGCAUCUAUUGGUUUCUUUAUCUAUUUGUUACACACUGCUUGGUUUUUUUAUUGACCUCAGUCCAGUUUUAAUGUCAAGGUGGUCUUGGAGGAAGAAUGCCAAUAGACAGAAUUUCUUGCGUCAAUCUAAAUUUCUUUAUUUUAAAAUUUACAGAUGUUAUCACACUUAAGCUGAAAAGUUUAUAUAUUGGGCUGAUGUACUAAACAUGUUGUUUUAUUAUUUUUUUUAAUUUCUGGGACCUGCUUAUUACCUUUUAAUUUGAAAUACAACUGUUGGUUUCUAUAAGUUCAUGUAUAAAACAAGUGUACUAAUAUUUUUUUAAUACAAGGCUGACAAUAAGAGGUCUGCCUUAAUUUUGGAAGCCUUUAUCCCAAGCCUAGAAUCUGAAAUCUGAAACAGUGGUAAUGAUGUAUUUUCAGACUAUUGAUUUUGACUUUAUAUCCCAAUUGCAUGAUUAUUUGGCCAAUUUCUUCAGUUCCAAUUUGAGUGCUUUUUUUUUUUUUCCCCGGUCCCCUGUGGAUCACUUAUUUCACUGCCUGGGCAUGAUGCUGUUUUGCUUUUAUGCAAUACUCAUUUGAAUUCUUUAGGGUCAUCAUCUUUCAAAUGCACAUCCAGAGUUUGUGUUGGAUUUGUACUUGUACUCAAUGUAAGAAACUGUACAUUUUCUCACUUCUUGUAAAUAAACAGUAAAUUAAUCUCA